AUGCCUAUCGAAUUCACAAUCCAACCGCCCGACCACUAUGCUGGUGUCAAUGAGCCCGUGAAGCGCCCCAGGGAGUUCACUUGCUUCUCCUACGACAGAGAGCGGAGGUUCCAUCUGGGCGACAGGUCCCUGAAAUGGUUCUAUCCGGCUUAUAUCCCGUCAGACCUGUCCCGGGGCUACCAGAAUUGGCAGAGGCAUGAUGAUAGUAUAGACGAGCAUCUGGACGGCUUGUUGGCUGCCAUUGCUGAUUAUGAGAAGCAAACGGGCAAGCCAAUCGAUGCCCAUGUCACGACAUGGAGAGGCAUGAUGACUAAAAUAAUGGCCACGCCGUAUGACCAAGAGGAGUGGGAGAUGAAUGCUACCUUCUACCGAGGCUGCAUCUUCAUUGAAGAGAACCAUGCGUUUGCCAGAAGGAAAAAGAUGAUGGAGAGCAGUCGACCUGCUCGGAGUGACGGCAUCUCACCCAACUUGAUGCAGUACUGGGGGUACAAAUUCGAGACCCUGAGCACCAUCCCACGCCCCUGGGGCGAGGUCUCAAGAGACGAGAUUGAGAGUCGCGACGACGAAAUCGUCAACAACAUGGAGCAGUACUGCUCUGUUGUCCGCACGGGGUUUGGCAAUACAAUAGUCUGUCUAGGCGGUGAAGUCGAUGCCAUCUGGGACGCCAAACCAGAAACCCCCGGCGAACCCAUCAACUGGGUCGAGCUCAAGACGUCCCGCAUGAUCACCAACACGGGUAUUCAGACCGCCUUUGAUCAGAAACUCCUCAAAUACUGGAUCCAGUCCUUCCUCCUCGGCGUCCCACGCAUCAUUGUCGGCUUCCGCGACCAGGACGGCAUCCUACGCAGCAUGGAGGAGUAUGAGACGUUGAAUAUUCCGUACGAGGUCAGGCGCAGGGGCUUGGCUAAAUGGGAUGGCAAUGUGUGUAUUCGGUUUGCGGCGUUGUUCUUACAGUGGCUCCGCCUAAACAUCACCGAAGAAGGAGUCUGGCGCAUCCGCCGUCCUUUCCGGGGCAGUCGUAUUGAGCUUACAAAGAUUGAACAAGUUGGCCAUGGCGCUAUCAUAACUGAGGAGUUUAUGAAUUGGCGCAUUAAACUUGACUUGCAGAAGGCGAAGCAGCAGGCUCUUGAAGAAGGGAAGCAGGACCAGGGGGAAGAAGGGCAGAAGGCGGCUGCGCCGGCUGCAGCGUAG
Messenger RNA from Thermochaetoides thermophila DSM 1495, 1191 nucleotides. RefSeq lists its product as uncharacterized. Gene Ontology annotation, molecular function: mRNA 5'-diphosphatase activity. The coding region runs from base 1 to 1191 and encodes 396 amino acids. The transcript is spliced from 7 exons. Lineage: Eukaryota; Fungi; Ascomycota; Sordariomycetes; Sordariales; Chaetomiaceae. Gene Ontology annotation, biological process: nuclear-transcribed mRNA catabolic process; NAD-cap decapping. The record is from RefSeq and is a predicted model, not a curated record. Gene Ontology annotation, cellular component: cytosol; nucleus.